AUCAUGCUGACACUGUUCACCCAUUGCAUUGCACCAAAGUCGCUGAGAGUCAAGAGGACCAAACUGGCACUAUCCACGUGUAGGUUCAUUUAAACAGCAAACACACUCGUUAUAAACACACGCGCGCGUGAUUUUACUAAAAAACAUGGAGUGCUUAUCGUUACUACAGCUUACUGCGAAAUCAUAGCAUGAGUAAUAACUUGCUCCGUUAGUCAGCCUGUAUUUAUUAUUCUAGAUAGAUUAGGACUAGCCAUAAUAAUGUUUAAGUUCAAGCAGAGCUUAGUCUUCAUGCAGGUGGUCUCGGUCUUGGGGUAUGGUUUCUCCUCCCUGAUGAUCACAGUGGUCAACAAAACAGUCCUGACCUCAUUCAACUUUCCCUCCUUCCAAGUCCUGGGCAUCGGACAGAUGCUGGCCACAAUCUUCGUGCUCUUUUUAGCUCGAGCCCUCGGCUACAUCGACUUCCCAGGCCUAGAGCGUUCAACCUUCCAAAAGAUUUGUCCCCUACCGUUAAUCUACAUCUGCAACAUGAUCUUUGGCCUCGGAGGCACGAAGCAGCUGAGCCUGCCAAUGUUCACCGCACUCAGGAGAUUCAGCAUACUGAUGACCAUGAUAGGCGAGUACUACAUCCUCGGCGUCAAGGCCAACACUUCGGUUCAGCUGAGCGUGUACACUAUGAUAGUAGGAGCCCUACUGGCGGCUCUAAACGAUCUGGCCUUCAACCUCGAGGGCUACGUCUUCAUUUUGCUGAACGACUUCUUCACCGCGGCCAACGGGGUCUACAUGAAGCAAAAACUCGACUCCAAGGAACUCGGCAAGUACGGCCUCAUGUACUACAACUCGCUGUUCAUGGUCGUACCCGCGAUACUGGCUGCCUGGUUCACAGGUGACAUCGACAAAUCGGUCCAAUUCCCGCACUGGACGAGCACCCUCUUCCUCGUACAAUUCGCCAUGUCGUGCUUCCUUGGUUUCGUCCUAUCUUAUAGCGUGAUACUCUGCACGUAUUACAAUUCCGCCCUGACCACGACGAUCAUCGGUUGUCUGAAGAACAUAUCCGUCACGUACCUUGGCAUGAUGAUCGGCGGCGACUACGUAUUCUCGUGGCUGAACUUUUUCGGCCUGAAUCUCAGCGUCCUGGGCAGUCUCAUUUACACGUGGGUGACUUUUCGCAGAAAAGCCGAGCCCGUGGAACCAAAGUACGCGCCCCUCAAGGAGGAGCAGGACAAUAAUAGACUGCUGAUCGUGUAGUUGAUUUCUUAUUUUGUCGAGCGUUCUAGCUAAGCUGCAAGGGUAAGAUUCGACGUUUACUAGACUCAUCCGAGGUGAAUAGAGUGGUUUUUUGUUUUAAAACGAAAGAUAAUUAUUUUGUAACUGAAGACGCUGAAGAGAAAUGUAUGAUCUUAUGCUUGGUUUUGUAAGAGUGUCACUUUGAGUGCUUAUUCGCUUAGGAGUGAAAUGUCAUUGUUUCAGCAUAAGCUGCAAAUAAGCGCACAUCGCCGAAAAGAUCAUUUUUACACAUUUGUAAAUUGCGUUUUUGUAAAUAAUUACGAUAAUCGUGAUCUUCGAACAUAUAUAUAUAUUUUUUUUAAAGAGCAAAGUUUUGUUAACGAAGUGGAGAGAGAAUGAGCACGUGAUUUCGUUGUUAACAGCAUAGUUUGGCUAUGAACGAUGUUGAAUGUUCAAGGGACUUCAUAGUUGUGAUCAAUUGUUUUCGCUCUCAGCUGGCAGCCGAAAAAUAUUUACAUACAUUUGAUAGUCAAUUGUCAUGCCAAUCAUGUUAUGUUGCCAAAAUGAAUGGAGAAAGUUUUGCUGUAGUGCAAUUGACGAUUGGUGCCAUUUGAUGGAUUACUUUUUAUUUUUCUUUUUAAUCAUUCCUUCGAGUAUUUUUUACUCUUGAAGUUUAUACAUGUUUUUGUUAUUUGUAGGUAUAUAAUGUGCGUCAUUAGAGCCAAAGUUAAGUUACUGAUACCUGGACGACACGUGCCAUAGUAUACAGUGACUUUUUUUUUUACAGCAUUGAUAUACACCAAAUAGAUCUAUUUAAAAUUAUUUGUUUUUCUUUUUCUUUAGAUAAUUGCGUAAGUUAUGUAAACGCGAGAGUUUUAAUUAUGUUCCUAUUGUUUUGCGUGUACAAAGAAAGGAAUGAAAGAAUAAAAUUAUUACAAUAAAAAUGCUAUAUACAUAAA
Copidosoma floridanum is the source of this 2183-nucleotide messenger RNA. Its product is annotated as UDP-sugar transporter UST74c. Lineage: Eukaryota; Metazoa; Arthropoda; Insecta; Hymenoptera; Encyrtidae. The record is from RefSeq and is a predicted model, not a curated record.